UGUGGGAGGUUGAACGAGUGAGUGGGAGGGCCGUUGGUGAGGAAUAAAGGAUCUUUGGUACUCGCUGCCUAGAAGCUCUCUCGGCGAAGUCAAGUUUCCUCUACUCUGCACCUCAGGAGUGGAGAUGAGCUCCACAGAGCCAAAACUGAGCAAGACUCAGGCAGCGGCGCUUGAGAAGUUCCGUGAGUCUGUGCAGGACCUGUUGCCAGGUCUACCCUACACUGAUGAUCACUACCUCCUCAAGUGGCUCAGAGGUAAGGACUCACCACCUUCUCACUUACUCACCCCUUUCUCAUCUCACAAUCUCACCACCUCCUCACCCAACAACUCACCUCCUACUGACCACCUCACUACUACCUCACCUCAUUUCCACGUGCACUUCACCACUUCCUCACCUCACCACCACUCACCAGCUCCUCACCGAGUCAUCCUCACCACCUCUUUACCUCCUCACCACCACCUCACCACCUGCUCACCAACUCCUCAACGUGUUUAUUCUUCUAGCCAGGAAUUUCAACUUGAAGAAUGCAGAGGCGAUGAUCCGCAGACACGCAGAGUUCCGGGUGCAGAUGGACGUGGAUUUUCUCGUCAAUAACUGGAAGCCGUCCGAGGUGGUGGAGAAGUACUUCUCUGGGGGGCUGUGUGGCUGGGACCGGGAGGGGUCCCCUCUGUGGUGGGAGGUGGUGGGGGACCUCGACCCCUCCGGUUUAAUGAGGUCCGAGCGGCCGGGGGUCUUCCUCCGCAGCAAGGUGCGGGAGCUAGAGCUCAUGCUGGCCGAGUGCCAGCGGCAGACUCACCUGCUGGGCAGACAGGUUGGCAGCAUGGUGCUCAUCGUAGACUUAAACAACCUGAGCCGCAGGCACCUGUGGAGACCGUUCCUGAACAGCAACCUGGAGGAGCUUCCUUCACGAGCCUCCUCCAUAGAGGCUGAUCUUGCCACUGCUGGUGCCGGUCUUCGGCAAGCCCACUCAACUCCACAUCCUCCUGUACUGCAUCAAUCUCUUCGAUAGCUCGUGCCGUGCCCAUUAA
Molecule: messenger RNA, 1029 nt
Organism: Lethenteron reissneri (Far Eastern brook lamprey)
Lineage: Eukaryota; Metazoa; Chordata; Hyperoartia; Petromyzontiformes; Petromyzontidae
Product: SEC14-like protein 2
Cellular component (GO): cytoplasm
Source: RefSeq, a predicted model, not a curated record